AUGGACGAUGUUUCGGUAGAUCCUCCACCGGAGGUCGAGAACGGAGGAGGCGAACCAUCGGAGGAACCGUGUAGCAAGAAGGCGAGGGUUGACGCAGUUGAUAAACCGGAGGCGGAAUUGAAACGAGUGGCGGAGAUUGUUUUGGUUUUAUCAACGAUGGCGACGAUGCGAGGUGGACAGAAGCCGACUGAUGUGGAGGUUGAACUCAUGAGAGAGGCGCGGAGUAAGCUCGCAAUUCUCUGCCAGGGGAUUGCUCCCAAGGAUAUUGUUGCUCGUGAAGCUAUUGGUGCCGUUAUUGAGGAUCUCGGUUUGAAUGCUAAGGUUGGGGACCAGAGGUUAGGGUUUCGUGCUCCUAAGAUGUCCAUUGCCGAGAAGUAUGCCUUCAAUAAAUCGAAGAUGGAGGAAUCAAGGAAAUUAUUAUCUGCAUCUUCUACAACAUAUGCAUCUCAACCCUUGCAAACAAACACCGAUGGAAUGGUUGACAAUCAUGUUCCAACAAAUACUGUUCGAAUGUUCUCGUCUGAUAAAUCAAACCACAUGGCAGUAACUUCUUCAGUUUCGAUGGUGUCUAUUCCUCCCCAUCUUUCUGCAGGAUCUUCUGCAGCAUUGCAAUAUCAAUCAACCAGCAAUGAAGUCAGACCACCCAUUGUUUCUGGUGUAAUGCCUAGCAGUCACAUGGGGAGAAAUCCAUCUUCUGUAGCAUUGCCUAGAGUUGAAAACCCACAGUUUAAAGUUACUGGAGGAUUGAGUGGGGCUCCUUAUGUGCUUCAGGUCCAAGCAAAUUCAUUGGCAAACCAAUCACUGGUGAAUGCUCCUACAUGGUCAAUACAGACUCAUCCCGUGUCAUUAGCUAGAAGCGUAUCAGAAAACAAGGCGCCUGCUCAUAAUCCUCCCAAGGUGGAAGGAACUGCUGAUGCAACCGUAUUGAGGGCAGGUCCACAAGUAGCAACAGGUCAGAGCAUUAGACCGUUUAUUACUCAAACAGGACCUGGAAAUAUGUCUAGUAUGCACCAGCCAUUGCAGGGUGGGAACAUGGUUCAACCUCCUUUGAUUCCUAGUCACUCUGAUAUUGCAAAGAUUGUCCAGAAAUUGUUACUACCAAAGUUUCCGGAACAUCGCACAUGGACUCCUCCGUCAAGGGAUUAUAUGAAUAAAGCUUUCACAUGUCAGACAUGUGAGCUCACUGUCAGUGAGGUUGAUUCUGUUCUUCUCUGUGAUGCUUGUGAAAAGGGAUUUCACUUAAAGUGCCUGCAGCCAUCAGUAAUCAGAGGAAUUCAUAAUAGAGUUGAUUGGCACUGCACGAGAUGCUUGAGUUUAAGCGGCGGAAAGUCUUUGCCUCCAAAAUAUGGCCGCGUGACGAGAUCUUCAAUUACAUCACCAAGUUUUCCCUCUAAUACAGUUGGUAUUCAACCAUCUUCAGAAAAGAAAGCAGAUAGCUUAGAUCUAAAGAUACAAGAGAUAUACAAGGGUGAAAGUUGCGCUGAACAAAUAGAUUCAAAGGCUUUGAUCUGUAAAGAUACAGCUGAAUCAGAAACUCCUCCUAAAUCAUCCGAGCCGGCUAAAUGUGAAAAUUUGCAAUCAUCACAAGAUUCUCAAGUUGAGAUGGCAGUAUCAAAGGACACUGCUGAAAUAUCACCAGAUAGACAUGAUAGCAGUAGUUUUAUGACUAGUAGUCAAAAGGAAUCUCAUGGAGGAGAAAAUAUAACUAACAAUAUCAAGCGCGAUGAUCUAGAUGUUGAACCAAUUUCUGUUGGAAGUUCUGGAACUAAUACUGAAGAUGAGAAAAAGUAUUACCAAUCUUGCUGCAUUGAUGGAGUAACAUAUAGGGUGCAUGGUCAUGCUUUUUUCACAUCUAACCAUGGCAAACUGACACCUUCUAAACUUCAGUCCAUGUGGGAAGAUUCCAAAACUGGGAUGAAGUGGGUAAAGGCAACGAAGUGCUACUUUCCUGAUGAUUUGCCGGGAAAUAUUGGUCAUCCUUGUAUAUCUGAAGUCAACGAGUUCCAAUUGGGUUCAGAGCUCACAUUGGUGGGGCCUGAUAAAACUGUAGUGUCCCAAACCAGAAACCCUACCACCAAGGUUGGGACGUCAGCAGCACUAGUUCCAAAUCAUAUGAUGAUAUAUUCAUUUCGUUAUUUCUCCUGUGUAAGUAAUCCCUAA
Molecule: messenger RNA, 2160 nt
Organism: Vicia faba (fava bean)
Lineage: Eukaryota; Viridiplantae; Streptophyta; Magnoliopsida; Fabales; Fabaceae
Source: the annotation of a GenBank genome assembly